Ctenocephalides felis (cat flea) is the source of this 1359-nucleotide messenger RNA. Its product is annotated as serine/threonine-protein kinase 40-like. Gene Ontology annotation, biological process: protein phosphorylation. Lineage: Eukaryota; Metazoa; Arthropoda; Insecta; Siphonaptera; Pulicidae. Gene Ontology annotation, molecular function: protein kinase activity; ATP binding. Bases 160 to 1359 code for a protein of 399 amino acids. The transcript has 8 exons. The record is from RefSeq and is a predicted model, not a curated record.
AAUAUUAAAAAAUGUGCAUUACCAUUUUCAAGAUGGACGACUAACAACUGUCAAUUACCAAACGUCAAACUUCUUCGUGUACACCCAAAAAUAAACAAACAGUUCAAGCUUAUUUCAUCAUUCUAAUUAUUAAUUAUCAUUAAUCUAUUACCUCUUACAAUGGAGCAAUACAAAUCCCUAAAUUCCGACCUACUAAUGAGACUAGAUACAACAGAAUGUUCAAAAAACACAGACUCAAACGAGUCUCAACAAGUGCCCGUAUGUGAACCAACAAAAUUGAUAAACGAUAAAGAUAAAUUAAAAAAUGCUCAAGACCUAGCGCCCCCUUACGGGACUCCUGUGCCUAAACAUAUACUGAGACGUGCCGGGGAUUAUUUGCUGGGCCCCAAACUUGGAUCGAGCCCUGUUAAAAGUAUUGUGCAGUGCUUGGCGAGGAAGGAUAAUACUGAUAAAUUUUAUUUAAUAAAAAUUCUGAUGAUGGCUGAUAAUAUUGUGGAAGAAAAUCAAGACGACAGGCAAGGCAAGAUGCUUUUGCACACAGAAUAUUCUUUAUUGUCUUUGUUAUCGAAUCAAGAAGGUGUUGUGCAUCAUCAUGGUUUAUUCAAGGAUACAACACCCGAAGAAAUCCUACAUCCUACUCUCGGACCAAUUUAUUCAGGGAAAAUGAAAACAAGACUGUGUUUAGUAUUAGACUGUAUUAGUCCACAUGAUUUUUGUGAAAAAUCAGCAGCCUUAGUAAAUCUUCAGCAUUAUGUGAUUCGAGAGAAAAAAUUGUCUGAACGUGCGGCCGUUGCUAUAUUUUAUAAUGUUAUAUGCGUAGUUGAAAGUUUACACAAGAAAAAUAUAGUACACCGUGACCUAAAAUUAGGCAAUUUAGUUUUAAACCGUAGAACAAACAAAGUCACAAUAACAAAUUUCUGCCUAGGAAAACAUUUAUCAAGAGAAAGUGACUUGUUAAAUGAUCAAAGAGGUUCACCAGCAUACAUAUCUCCAGAUGUCCUAUGUGGACAUCCAUAUCAUGGCAAACCCUCCGAUAUGUGGGCCUUGGGUGUAGUUUUAUACACGAUGCUCUAUGGCCAAUUUCCAUUCUAUGAUUCUUCACCUACAGUAUUAUUUUCAAAGAUAAAGUCAGCUGACUAUAUUUUACCAGUGGAUGGUAGGGUAUCGAACAGUACCCUAAUACUAAUAAGACAAUUACUAGUGCUGGAUCCAGAUAGAAGAUACACUGCCACAAAAGUACGAGGUGCUCUUGAAAGUAUUAUUUUUUCAAACAGAGGACCAAAUAGUGAUAUUGAUAUGCAAAUUGUACCAGAUAUUGAUGAUAAUGACACGAAGGAAAAACCCAAAAAGGUGACUUAA